Molecule: messenger RNA, 333 nt
Organism: Protopolystoma xenopodis
Lineage: Eukaryota; Metazoa; Platyhelminthes; Monogenea; Polystomatidea; Polystomatidae
Source: the annotation of a GenBank genome assembly
AUGAGUGAGUUGGAAGCCAGUUUGGCUGGUGUGCUUGGCCAAGUGUCAAGACAGACCUGCCAAGCAGAGGAUCGGCUUACUUGGCUGGAAGCCCGGUUGGAGCAAACGCUUCCCUUAGCACAGUUGUUUGACCAGUGCCAGCGAGAUGCGAACACUUGGCUUAGCGAAGCAGAGGUUAGUGCGGAUCUUCUAGACCAAGGAGAGUUUACUAGUUCUGGCGAAGAUGCUUCUGAGACGACUGCUAGACAGCGACAGGGAGCAUUGAAGGUACUUCAUACCUACAAAAUCUCAUCCUUAAUGCCAUACCAAAAAUAUGGAAUAGCCGGUAGCUAG